CUUUGAAGAUUUCAAAGCCUACAAAAACAGAUAGAUAGAUAGAUACCACUUGUUUUUGUCUCCUUAAAUCAACAUGAAGUAGAAAACAAGAGUUUCAUUUUUUUUUUUUUGAGAAGAUUAGAGCUCAAGUUUAUCUUCUUUUGGGGUUAUAAGAUAAGUUUGGAUUUGGUUUGUUGUUUUUGGGGUUGUGAAUUAGAGUACAGAAAUAGAAUGGAACGUUUUGAAGUGGUGAAGGAAAUUGGUUCUGGGAAUUUUGCUGUUGCUAAGCUUGUCAAAGAUAAAUGGUCUAAAGAACUUUUUGCUGUCAAGUAUAUUGAGAGAGGCCGAAAGAUUGAUGAGAAUGUGCAAAGAGAGAUUAUGAACCACAGAUCUUUACAACAUCCCAAUAUUGUUAGAUUCAAAGAGGUUCUUCUAACACCUACUCAUUUGGGUAUAGUUAUGGAGUAUGCGUCCGGCGGUGAGCUCUUUGAAAGGAUAUGUAAUGCCGGUAGAUUCAGCGAAGACGAGGCAAGAUUUUUCUUCCAACAAUUGGUAUCAGGAGUCAGCUAUUGCCAUUCUAUGCAAAUCUGCCACAGGGAUUUAAAGCUAGAAAACACACUCUUAGAUGGGAGUAUCGCACCACGUUUAAAAAUAUGUGAUUUCGGAUAUUCUAAGUCAUCGGUGUUGCAUUCUCAACCAAAAUCAACAGUAGGAACACCUGCAUAUAUUGCACCUGAGGUCUUAUCCAGAAAAGAAUACGACGGAAAGAUUGCAGAUGUUUGGUCUUGUGGGGUUACACUAUAUGUGAUGCUGGUAGGAGCUUAUCCAUUCGAAGAUCCCGACGAUCCAAGAAACUUCAGAAAGACAAUCGGGAGAAUCCUUAGUGUUCACUACUCCAUUCCUGAUUACGUUCGAGUAUCCAUGGACUGUAAGCAUCUGCUUUCCCGGAUAUUUGUAGCGAACCCUGAAAAGAGGAUAACCAUGUCAGAAAUGAAAAAUCAUCCAUGGUUCUUAAAGAACUUGCCAAUCGAGUUCACAGAAGCUGGAGAAUACCGAAACAAUGACGACAUAGGAAAUUCUUCGCAAAGCGUAGAAGACAUAUUGGCCAUAAUUCAAGAGGCACGGAAAUCUGGCGAUGGCAGCCAGCCUAAAGUUAGCAGCGGGCUCUUGAUUGGUGGUAGUAUGGAUCUUGAUGAUGAAAUGGACGCAGAUGUAGACCUAGAGGAAGAUCUCGAAUCAAGUGGUGAAUUUGUAUGUGCAAUGUGAUUUAUCAACACCAAUAAGUUGGAAUGACAAUGUUUUUCACCGGUUUAUAUGUUACAUGUAAUGGCAUAUGGUAACAACUAAACUGUUUCUCUUUGUAAUAGAUGACUUUCUUUCUGUAUCCUUUGUUCUUGUACAAAUAUUAGUAAAAAAAAAAAGUGUGAUAAUUACAUCGGUUUUUGGAAUCAAAA
This is a messenger RNA of Papaver somniferum (opium poppy), 1433 nucleotides long. RefSeq names its product serine/threonine-protein kinase SAPK2-like. Gene Ontology annotation, molecular function: protein serine/threonine kinase activity; ATP binding. The transcript is spliced from 9 exons. Gene Ontology annotation, biological process: protein phosphorylation; intracellular signal transduction. The coding region runs from base 211 to 1245 and encodes 344 amino acids. Lineage: Eukaryota; Viridiplantae; Streptophyta; Magnoliopsida; Ranunculales; Papaveraceae. The record is from RefSeq and is a predicted model, not a curated record.